This is a messenger RNA of Exophiala xenobiotica, 1749 nucleotides long. RefSeq lists its product as uncharacterized. Lineage: Eukaryota; Fungi; Ascomycota; Eurotiomycetes; Chaetothyriales; Herpotrichiellaceae. The record is from RefSeq and is a predicted model, not a curated record. The transcript has a single exon. Bases 83 to 1639 code for a protein of 518 amino acids. Gene Ontology annotation, biological process: rRNA processing. Gene Ontology annotation, cellular component: preribosome, small subunit precursor; nucleolus; cytoplasm. Gene Ontology annotation, molecular function: snoRNA binding.
UGUAACAAAAGUGCAGUGAUCGUUCCAGAAUCCUCACAAAUUCAGAGCAUUUCACGGGGAUAGUCACCAGCCUCAAGCCAACAUGUCCAAAACGGCCAUGGCACGCCGCCACAACCCUUUGGAAGACGACAUAACCACCGCCGGUGGCCGACUGCGGACAAAGUCGAUCACUGGAAAGAGAAAAUCUAGAUCUGAUGAAAAUGCGCAAGGAGACGGGUACAUUGACGCUCAGUCGUCGAGAAAGAUAUUGGCGAUAGCACAAGACCUCGCAGACGAAGACGCCGAAGAUCGCAAACUCGCCGCCGCGAAACCUGGGCCGCAGUCAAAUGCCGCCUUCGGAUUCGAUUCCAGAUUCGCAACAGACGAAGAUGCCGACGACCAAGACCCCGGCCUAGCAGCUCGGUAUGACGACGACGAAGGAGAAUGGAUUCCCGAGGAAGAAGAGGUCGUGGCCGAGGAGGAGAUGGACCCUGAGGAUAUGGCGGUCUAUAGGAAAUUCCUGCAAGACGGUGAAGAGCUGGCAGAUUUUACACCCUCGAUAGCGCACCUUAUGACCGAAGACCGACGGCCGAAAGGAAUGUCUGCAGUGGAAGACGACGAAGAAGGAGAAGCCACAAACCUGACAGAUCUCAUCCUCCAGCGCAUUGCUGAAAAAGAAGCACUCGAGGCCGCACGUAAUGCUGGGUCACAACACCAGACGUUUUUGGGGUCAGGGCCGCCCGAUGAAGCAGUUGAGAUACCCAUGAAAGUGGUUGAGACCUUCACCAAGGUCGGCCAACUUCUAUCGCGCUACAAAUCUGGACCCUUGCCCAAACCUUUCAAGGUAUUGCCAACACUCCCACAAUGGCCGGAGCUGCUCUCAAUCUCACGGCCUGAAAACUGGACUCCUCAUGCUGUCUACCGCGCGACCAAGAUAUUCAUAUCUGCCCCAUCCACUACUGGGCAAUAUUUUUGUGAGACUGUCCUGCUCGAUCGUGUUAGGGAAGAUAUCCAGGAGACCAAGAAGCUCAACGUCCACCUUUACAAUGCCCUCAAAGCAGCUUUCUACCGACCCUCGGCUUUCUUCAAGGGCUUUCUCUUCACACUCGUGCAAUCAAGCUGCACGUUGCGUGAAGCACAUAUCAUCUCAUCGGUGCUAGCCAAGAUCAAAAUCCCGGUCCUGCACUCCGCGGCGGCUUUACUACGUCUAUGCGAACUUUCAGCAGAACAGACCUCGAAUGUCAACAGCGAAGCUGCAGGUGCUGCGAACAUCUUCAUCAGGGUGCUGCUGGCGAAGAAAUACGCCUUGCCAUACAAAGUCGUGGAUGCCCUGGUGUUCCACUUCCUCCGCUUCCGUGCCUCCAAAGACCCCAACUCGGAAGAAGCUGGGUUGGCCAGCAAAGAAGCCAAAUUGCCCGUCCUGUGGCAUCAAAGUCUGCUCAUCUUUGCACAGACGUACAGGAACGAGAUCACUGAGGACCAACGUGAAGCAUUGCUUGAUUUGCUGCUUCUCAGAGGUCACAAGGACAUUGGUCCGGAAGUGAGACGUGAGCUUCUAGCUGGUCGCAAUCGAGCGGCUGCAGGCGAGAGUGACGGAGCUAUGGUAGUUGACCAUGAAGCCAGGGACGACGGUGACGAUACCAUGGACGUUACGGUGUAACUUGCUGAUAUGGUCCUGCGCGCUGAGAUUGACGAAUGUUAUGAUAUGCCAUGUCCUGGAGGCCGGUAGAGAUGAUGAAUCAAUAGACAAGACCCCUCGCCACCUGUUAA